This is a messenger RNA of Erinaceus europaeus (western European hedgehog), 2642 nucleotides long. It is a transcript of the gene SCD5, whose product is annotated as stearoyl-CoA desaturase 5. Bases 365 to 1342 code for a protein of 325 amino acids. The record is from RefSeq and is a predicted model, not a curated record. Lineage: Eukaryota; Metazoa; Chordata; Mammalia; Eulipotyphla; Erinaceidae. Gene Ontology annotation, molecular function: oxidoreductase activity, acting on paired donors, with oxidation of a pair of donors resulting in the reduction of molecular oxygen to two molecules of water. The transcript has 5 exons. Gene Ontology annotation, biological process: lipid metabolic process.
AGGCCUGGGGAGUUGGGGUGCGAGGGGGGGCGUCCUCCUUGGUCAGAGCCGCACGGCCAUGCUGAUUGGCUGUAGCUAUGCAGGGCUUUCCGCCUGCUGGCUGCGGGCGCGCCCUCCCGCGCGCUCCCGGCUUGGCCCGCGCCAGCCCCGCGCCUCUCCUGGCCGCUGAGUUCCGGCAGCGGCAUGGGUGAGGUGCCAGCAACAGAUGCGGGCCGCCGAGCUUCGCAGCCUUAGGCCACGCUGAGCGCCCGCAGGAGCGUGCCGCCCCCGAAAAAGACUGGGAGGCGCGCAGGUUCCCCAGCAAAGGCAGAAGCCCCCGCCUCCCGCGGAGAGCGCCGCGCCGACGGAGCGCCCGUUCCUCGCCAUGCAGGGCCCAGCCGCCGACGGGGACCGGGGACCCGCCCGCAGCGCCCGGGAGCUGAGCGGCGCGGGGCUCGGCGGCCGGGGGAGGAGGCCGGACGCGCGCGGGCAGCGUAGCACCAUCGUCUGGAGGAACGUGGUCCUGAUGAGCCUGCUCCACUUGGGGGCUCUGUACUCCCUGCUGCUCAUCCCCCAAGCCCAGCCGCUCACUCUGCUCUGGGCCUACUUCUGCUUCCUUGUGACUGCUCUGGGCGUGACAGCUGGUGCCCAUCGCUUGUGGAGCCACAGGUCCUACAAGGCCAAGCUGCCUCUGCGGAUAUUUCUGGCUGCCGCCAACUCCAUGGCUUUCCAGAAUGACAUCUUUGAGUGGUCCAGAGACCACCGGGUCCACCACAAGUACUCAGAGACCGAUGCAGAUCCUCACAAUGCCCGGAGGGGCUUCUUCUUUUCCCACAUCGGGUGGCUGUUUGUCCGCAAGCAUCGGGAUGUCAUCGAGAAGGGGAGAAAGCUGGAUGUUACUGACCUGCUGGCUGAUCCUGUGGUCCAGUUCCAAAGGAAGUACUACAAGAUCUCCGUGGUGCUCAUGUGCUUUGUGCUCCCCACAGUGGUGCCCUGGUGCAUCUGGGGAGAGACUCUGUGGAACUCCUACUUCCUAGCCUCCAUCCUCCGCUACACUAUCUCCCUCAACGUCACCUGGCUGGUGAACAGUGCAGCCCACAUGUAUGGAAACCGGCCCUAUGAUAAGUGCAUCAGCCCUCGGCAGAACCCACUGGUCACUUUGGGUGCCAUUGGUGAAGGUUUCCACAAUUACCAUCACACCUUCCCAUUUGACUACUCCGCAAGUGAAUUUGGCUUAAAUUUCAAUCCAACUACUUGGUUCAUUGACUUCAUGUGCUGGCUGGGGUUGGCUACUGACCGCAAACGGGCAACCAAGUCGAUGAUUGAGGCUCGAAAAGCCAGGACUGGAGACGGCAGCACCUGAACCUGAAGCCACCAUUUUUCCUGUCCUCCAUUGAUGAUUUCUGUUCAUGGCUUUUGUUACUAUAGUUCUUUUGUUCACUAGAUUGUAGAAGGGACUAGGGAGGGGGAGGGAAUGAAAUCUAUGUAGUUGGGAAUUUUUUUUGUCUCAAAAUAUAUAAAUAUGAAAAAAAAUUAAGUCGAUAAAACUAUGAUUUAACAUUAGCCUGUGGACAUGUGAUUCAGUCUAAUCACUGUAGCUCCAAUAGGUCAAACAUACAUUGUCCUGUACUUGUCCAUGGUGUGAAGCCUGAUAGGAUGAAGGAAUUUAAUAUUCUUUCAGUACAAUUCAGGAGAUCAUUUGCUUUCUUUUUCUACCAAUGAACCCACCAUUAUUUCAAACACAGUUUCUGAAAGAGCAGAGCGGCAGGGUAGAAGAUAGAAGAAGCACCUAGUGGUGGUAACUAAAGGCUGUUUCUGUUUUGUAAUUAUUGUGCAUGUUUUACUUGUUUUUUAAGUAAGAGAGUUGAAAAUGUCUAAAAAUAAUAAUAACACUGGAAAUGGCUCAUAUAUAUGUGGCCCUGUGUACAACUUGUUCAUGCGCCACUGUCAUUGUUUCAAAAGAGAUCUCUUCAUGACCCAGCUAGUUUUGUGUCCCAAGCUGUCCACCCAUCCCACUCUUAUCAGCCAGUACCUGUGUAGGCAUCUGAUUUUAUUCUCUUUGCCAUUGUCAUUUUAAAGGUAUAUAGAUCAGAUAUGACAGACAUCAAAUGAAGCUCAAAGUAAUCUCUCAUUUAAAUAUUUAGACACCUAAUUUGUAUUCUAAUUGUUCCCAGCCUCUGAUGCAUGUACUUUAGCUACUUCUGCUAAGUAAGCAUAUUAAUUUUCCACACCCAACCAUCAGAUCUUAAUAAUUGACAGUUAUCUAGAACUCAGUCUCUACUAAUGUUUCACCUGCAUGCAGCUUUCAUUGAUUUCACAACUAAAUAUCAAGUGAUCAUUAUGUAGCUUCUGAAUUUAAAUAACUAUGUGUUAAGUUGCCUUGUAAGCAUGUUGAAAAUGUUGCAUUAAUGGUACAGUGUGCCCUUUGUGUUAGAUGUAGAGCAAAAGACAAGUUUGUAGUGUUGGCAUCAGAGCAGUUCAAAAAUAAUUACUUUCAGGAAGAUGUAGUAUUCAACUUGUAAGUUGGAAAUUUUUGCAAAAGAAGUAACGCCAAUAAGAAGUUGUCAUAAUGAAGUUCUUCAUCAGCAGGUAUUUAACUGUGUUAUUUUACUGUUAAUAAUGUGUAAACUCUGAGUGAUUUACAAUAAACAAUUAUGAGUUCA